This is a messenger RNA of Paramacrobiotus metropolitanus, 2267 nucleotides long. RefSeq lists its product as uncharacterized. The transcript is spliced from 3 exons. Lineage: Eukaryota; Metazoa; Tardigrada; Eutardigrada; Parachela; Macrobiotidae. The record is from RefSeq and is a predicted model, not a curated record. The coding region runs from base 47 to 1687 and encodes 546 amino acids. Gene Ontology annotation, molecular function: protein binding.
UGCACGUGUGCGCGCGUACAACGCCCGGAUUGGAUGGAGCCACACGAUGGAAGCCGGUAUCGAGGAAAACCCGUGUGGAUGUUGGUGGAGAAAAUUUGGAUGGCGCUGGCUUAACCUUACAUCAGCAAGCCGCCUCCCCUCUGUUAAUUCAUUCCUGGCAGCGGUACAAACAGCUGCGACGCAAUGCAUGUUUACGCAGACCGCGUGUUGCUUUGGAACGCUGUGGAAGGUCCUGGUCGAUGGUCAGCUGCAGCACGGCCGCGUCCUCGACAUAGUAGACGGGGGCCUCAUCAUUGAUUUCGAAUGCCCCGCGCAGCGCUCGCAGUUCGUCGAAUACGGGCGGAUCUUUCGGUGGACAGGCAACAACGAUCUCCACCAAGAUACACCCGGAGCGCCGGUGUCGGCGUUGCUUCGUCGGCCGGCCGACGGUGCCUGGAUAUGGUAUGCGGCCGCGGUCGUCAAUUUUGUUGACCUCAAUGGCUGGUGCUUCGCGGAUUUAAAAGCGGCGCUGGUGCACGUGCAGCUGCGGCAUUACGCUGAUAGCGUUAGUGAGCUGCUACCGCGCCAGCAGAUACGCCCACUGCACACGCACAACGACGCGGCACUGCUGUGCGUAAACAGGGAUGACUACGUGGUUCGCUAUUGCUCGUUAACGGAUAGCAGUGGAUCGACGGCAUUGUCCGACACCCACUGGUCCCGCACCUUCCAGGUGCUGGAGGAGCCUUUCCAACGCGUACUGAGCCGCCAGUGUCGAGCGUUGUGCACCACCCUGCUCCGUCAAGCGCUUCUCUACCUGCAGGAUCGAGACGACGACUCUUUAACGGCUGAGGACAUGGAGGGAGCAUACAAUAAGGCGAGCAAAGAGGAUGAAAGCGGCUGUACAACAUUAACGUCAUCUCCGUGGAUGGGACCCCGCUGGGCCGUUAGCACACAUAUAAACGAACGGGAAGCUGAAACUGGUCAUCGACCAUGUUUGCCGUUGCCCCCCGAGUUGCUGGAGGAGGUCUUCCGAUCGCUUGACUCCAUCGAGCGAGUCCGCUAUCGGCGUGUGAGUCAAGCAUGGAACAGCAUCCUCACUGAAGCCAGCUUCCCUGAUGUGCACGUGGAAGGCCGUGGGGAACACCUGCCGUUCUCCAUCGAGGCAAUGUUCUGGGUGAUUUCUGGCUUGCUGAAAUGCAUAAACAGUCGCACGAAGAUGGUGACUGUCACCGACCUGAAUCUGAAAGAGUGUGGUGCAUUAGGGACACUGAGCAUUCCCGUCUUUAACACCCAUCGUGUACCGCUGCUGGUCAUGCACCACUGCGAUUUCCAGAGAAAAGAUGCCAAUUCUGCCGACAAUGACUGCUACAGCAUCGGUGGAACCAUCACUUUAGUGGCAUAUUUGGGUGUGCAGUUUGCGAGGGCGUACGACAGAAUCGCCCUGCAACACUGCCGUAUCUCGGAUAGCAGUCUCGAGGCGCCGGUUCUGCAUUACCGUUUCUCAGCACAACCGACGGAUGAUACAGAAGCGGAACUGUGGGACAUCGUGGACAAUAAUCUGAUCCUCAAGGACUCUAAUUUGGAUCCGUCGGACGUGCACCAAUGGAUUGCCGAUCGCAAACGUGGCAAGCAGUUAAUAAUCGAGAAGCUGCAAUACGUAUGUCGUUUGCUUUCGAAAGAUUUUAAGAAACUUAACAGCCAACGGUAACUACAAUUCGUGAUUCUCGCCUGGACUGCAGACUGGCAGUGUGUCAUUUUGACAUCACUAACAAACAGGGAUUUUACAGUGCGCCAACAGGAGAACUACGCAUGCGCUGUGUUUCUGGUCGCGUGCUAAAAUUUAAGGCGGUAGAGUAAUACCGUGGCCAUAGAGCUACCGCUUGGUUUAAGAAUACUGUAAGCAUUUUAUCACACAUUUUUUCCUCGUUUGUAGAGGAUAGUUUUUUAUAAAUUUUCAUGUAUCUGCCUAGUUAACAAACAGUACAGUUUGCGAACGCGUGCUGUUUAAAAAGUGCCGGGAUAAGCACUAGUUUCUAUGGGCCUACGACGACUUCCCGUCGCACCUGAGUCGCACGGCUCCCAACCGCCACUGGGCGCCAUCCGGGCGAGAAUCGUCAAUCAACUGGAAACGAGCGCUAAGUGUAUUUUGGGAUUGUAUUUUGAAAAACCGCCAAUGUUGCAUCCAUACCGUCAUAUCGAGACUUUUUGCUGCAGUUUCUUGUACUGACAUUUCUUCGUCUGGUUGACCUUCCAUACUAUUACACCAUAACAUACAUUGCUGAUUUAAC